Messenger RNA from Micromonas pusilla CCMP1545, 2885 nucleotides. RefSeq names its product flagellar inner arm intermediate chain. Bases 160 to 2169 code for a protein of 669 amino acids. Gene Ontology annotation, molecular function: dynein heavy chain binding; dynein light chain binding. Gene Ontology annotation, biological process: cilium movement. The record is from RefSeq and is a predicted model, not a curated record. The transcript has 7 exons. Gene Ontology annotation, cellular component: axonemal dynein complex. Lineage: Eukaryota; Viridiplantae; Chlorophyta; Mamiellophyceae; Mamiellales; Mamiellaceae.
UACCUUUACACUUCCUUCGGAGUCGACCCCGCCUACGAACGCCAAUUGCACAUUGCGAAUUGCCCUCUCCUCUAUCGCGACUGAGCGCUUGUUGGCAGGGGUAGCACAACAGAAACUUCUAAAUCGAGAUCAAGAAAUACGCCUUUCAGGCGCUUGCUGAUGACUGUCGACUUUAGGCACUCGCACGAGGGUUUAGGUUGUGACUUUUCGCCAGUCAACAACACAACAAAGUUACUCCAUCGUGACAAAGGGUUUUUCCGGCAAAGUCCAGGAUGCGAAGUUGUUACAAAGUCAAACACAAAUCAUUCACAUUUCAUACCUGAUUCUUUCCAACGUCUACAAUUUUUUGAUGAUGAUGGGGUAAACGUCACCCCGAGAGCUUUGUUGAGAAAGAGCAAUAUGGUAAAGAAUUCAACUGUGCAAGAGUUUAGCAAGUCACUUUGCCUAAUCAGUGCCUCAGAAAACAGUGAGGUAGCCAGUUCCGAAACCACCCAAAUCAGUCCUGACGACAAAUCCCAGAACGAGCUGUCAAAAUCUUCAUUUUUUUUAAGAAAGGCUUCAGAAACACGUAUAUCUCUUUUCGAAUCGGAAAACUUGUGUUUCUUUUCCCUCCUUGGAAACUGUAUUUUGCGGGAGAACCCAUCUGGAUCGACUGCUUUACAUCACAGCUCAGCACAUGAAGCGAGGCAUGCAAGUGAGCUGCGCACUGAUGUUCAAACUCAGACAGUUACUGUCUUCACAACAUCAAAGGAAGCACAGCACGUAUCCGGGGUCUGCACUACACAGCAGUGCCAGGCUGAUGUUUGGAUAAUGCAGGAGUCUAUGCUUGAAUAUCGUUUGAACGGAACUGACCAGGUGUUCAGUAAACAUAUAAUAAAUUUAGGAGACUCCAUUGCUGGCAAUCUCGCUAUGGGCACUUGUUCUUUUAUUACGCACUCUUCACAGCUAUACACAGCUCUGAAGAUGUUGGAAAAAGUGAUUUUGCAAAAUGUUUACCAUGAAAAGUUACUAAGCUAUCGCGAUUAUAACUUUUCCAAGGAUACAGAACAGGAGUUGAUUCAUCUAUGGAACUUCGAAUGUGCACUGACGGAUGAGCGCAACGUCUCUUGUAUGACCUGGAAUAAGAUAAAGCCUGAUAUACUUGCAGUAGGCUAUGGUGAGUCAAACUUUACUCUUCAGCGUGCUGGCUUGGUAGCGUUUUGGUCUCUCGAAAACCCAGAGAGUCCUGAGUGGACUCUCAGUACUCACGUUGGAGUCACUGCAAUGGCAUUUUCCUCUUUAGACUUCAACUUGCUUGCUGUUGGGCUUUACGAUGGCACGGUCUCCAUCUACGAUGUCCGUUCUCCAGCAGAUGAAGCUAUUUUGGAGAGUGGGCAUGGUACACCAGGAAAGCAUAGUGACCCUGUCUGGAAACUUUGCUGGACAACACACGAGUCAGAUCAAGAAGAAACCAUCACUUCCAUAUCAACUGAUGGCCGCGUGGCACGCUGGAGCUUCAAAAGGGGACUAAAGUACCAUGAUUUAUUAAGAAUUAAGCACACCAAUAAAAAAUCAACAGCAACAGCUACAAGCUCUAGUAAACUAUCUACUCACACAGAUGCAUGUAUAAGUCGACAUGGAAGUGGGACAUGUCUAGAUUUUUCCUCAAAGAACUCUUCGGUGUAUGUUGUAGGUACAGAGGAUGGGAUGCUGUACAAAUGUUCCUGUUCGCAUAGUGAACAGUAUUUGCAGAGUUACUACGGCCACAGUGGGCCUGUUCAUCAAGUUAGAUGGUCACCAUUUGCAAGUAAUAUUUUCAUUUCUGCUUCAGCAGACUGGACCAUAAAGCUGUGGGAUGACGCAAGGUCGUUUCCAGAGUUUACUUUACAGUCGGGUUGCCAUCAAGUUUCAGAUGUCUGCUGGUCGCCGAUAAAUUCUACGGUAUUUGCCUCAACAACUUCAAGCGGGAGAUUAGAAGUCUGGGAUCUAUCGGUAUCUACUCUCAAACCGGCAGUGUCAUCAGAUGCUUUCAAUGAAAAAUUGACAUGCCUGUCAUUUGCUAAUACCUCGACUAUAAUUGCUGUUGGUGGACAAAGCGGAACUGUGGGUGUUUUCCGAGUUCCAGGAGUAAACGUGCCAAAUUGCAGUGACGGUAUUCGAUUGAGGGUGGCCUUGUCAACUAACUUCUAAGUCUUGUGUACUUUACGUUUACCCAGUAUAUGGUUGCCCCUAGUAAUAUCUUUGAUGUUUUUGUUGUCGUAGUCAAUCUUUCUCAAGAAUCUCACUUUGGCACAGAUAACUUUUUCUCAAGUUUCUGGUUUAAAAGUCUUCCAGGUCACAGGUCACGAUCCACUUAAGAACAUAUUUCAAAUAAAAAAAUGUGACUUGUGAAGUUACAGCCCAACGUAAAUGUGCUGAUCUCAAAUUCAUAGAAACAGUGAACUCAAUAGCUCUAUUUUAGUUAAAUCAGAGGUUUUCUUCAUCACAUACAUUACGCACUACAAGUAGAUGCACCCGUACAGAUUCAGUAAAGAGCAGGAUAAACUUCAUUCAGGCAGAGAGGAAGACAGGCCAAUAGUUUGAAAGAUAGCGCAAGAUACUUACCAUAACGGAGUUGGUAAUCUUCAGGACAACGUGUCCUUCAGCAUGACGAUACUUCAGUAUAUAGCGAACCUAGCGUUUUUUUUCCUUAGAAGAGGUCACUAGUUCACUCGGGACACAUUCUCACCCGGCCGGGAUCAACGUGAAAAAGUGCUGACGCCUUUUCGUUGAAGUCCUCAAAGUUUGCAGCGCAAAGAAUUCUCGAAUGAGAGCAUGAUGAAUAAUCUCCUGAGGAUGCCAUCAGGGCAACGGCUCGGAAGAACACAAAACUGAGAAUAUUUCGUCCUCAGAAUUCGGUUCCCGCG